GCGCGAGGGCGGGAAGAAGGCAGAUGGAGGGUAGGAAGUAAACAUGGAGAAUACGUCUAUAGAGGAAACCGUUGCAGAAAGUCAGUAUUGUACGGAUUUAGAUCCAGUUUCAAGACAUAGAUACAAGGAGUUAAUUAACAGAUAUGUUGGACGUGACCCGUACCUCAUGAAGAUGAGUGAGUUUUCAGUAGAACUGAAAGAUUUACCGACAGUUGAGGCUGUUGACAUCACCAACUAUCUGGUCCUUCAGACAUCGUACUACAACAGACAGCAAAUGAAGGCCUAUAAAAGUCUGGAGGCAUACAACUUUUUUGUCAACGGAUGGGUCCACAACCUCGGUGUCAAACGGCUCCACGAUGAUCAUCGUUUGGUCUUCGCCAGAGUAAACCACUCUCAGAGGUCAAGCGAAACACCUCUGAAGACCUGGAUUAUUGCGAAGGAGGCUGGAGAAGUCAUUGCAGCUCAUUGCAAUUGCAUGGCAGGACUAUCAGAAUCGUGUUCUCAUGUAGGGGCAGUUCUUUUUUCCAUUGAAGUUGGGGUAAAGAUGCGAGAUUCAGCUUCCUGCACAACAGAGCAGUGCAAGUGGCUCAUGCCAUCACAUGUAAAAAAGAUUCCUGCUGCUCCAGUAGCUCUGAUUGACUUCUCCUCAGCAAAAGCAAAAAAAAUAAAGCUUGACCGUUCCAUUGAUGGCAGGACAACUGACAACAAGAACACCAGAGACUCUGCAGCUUCCCCCCAAAGAGCUUGGAGAGCUAUGCCAGGAUUUCCAGCUAGAAGAGCUCACCCUGUCUCAAGUUCAGGCUGUAGAGAGGGCAACUCGAAGUCAGAGUGCAAGCAGGGUUUGGUUUAGGCAAAGAGCAGGACGUGUAACGGCCUCAAAGCUGAAACAAGUUCUUAAGACCAACCCCCAGCAGCCAUCCAAGAGCUUGAUCAAGGGCAUAUGCUACCCAGAAGCAUAUAGGUUCACCACAGCCGCUACAAGUUAUGGAUGCAAACAUGAAGCACAAGCCAGAGGAGCAUAUGAGAAGCUGAUGGUUCGGGAGCAUGCAGGCUUCUCCUGUAUGGACAGUGGUCUCUGGCUGAACCCCAAGUGGCCAUACAUGGGGUCCUCCCCUGAUGGGAUUGUCGCUUGUGACUGUCACGGAACUGGCAUCUGCGAGAUUAAGUGCCCACACUCUCACCAGGAUGAAGCCAAUCUGCGCAUGUGUGCAGGGGAAAAGAGUUUCUGCCUCAUCAAUGAUGGAGAUAAUGUUAAACUGGACCGAAGUCAUGACUACUACUACCAAGUUCAGGCACAGCUUCACAUUGUAGGUGCUGAGUACUGUGACUUUGUUGUGUGGAACUGUAAUGACAUUUUUGUGGAAAGGAUUUUGCCUGAUUUUGAACUUUGGGAUGAUGUGAUUCCUAAAGUUGAGUGCUUUUUUAGAAACUGUUUACUUCCAGAAAUACUGGGACAGCAAGUUACAAACUUACAUGUGUAAAAUAUGAUGAAACGUUAUGUACUUAGUUCCAGGCACUCUUGAAAGUGGGCUGUGUGAUACAUUGCCGUUAUAUCAAUACUGUUGUAUGAGACAUGACAUUUUGAAUAUUGUUAUGAUUAAAUGCUAUUGAGAAUAC
Messenger RNA from Megalobrama amblycephala (Wuchang bream), 1617 nucleotides. RefSeq lists its product as uncharacterized. The record is from RefSeq and is a predicted model, not a curated record. The coding region runs from base 687 to 1481 and encodes 264 amino acids. NCBI's taxonomy places the organism in Eukaryota, Metazoa, Chordata, Actinopteri, Cypriniformes, Xenocyprididae. The transcript is spliced from 7 exons.